Molecule: messenger RNA, 5739 nt
Organism: Gordionus sp. m RMFG-2023
Lineage: Eukaryota; Metazoa; Nematomorpha; Gordioida; Chordodea; Parachordodidae
Exons: 31
Coding region: 1-5649 (1882 amino acids)
Biological process (GO): mitochondrial calcium ion homeostasis
Cellular component (GO): mitochondria-associated endoplasmic reticulum membrane contact site
Molecular function (GO): protein binding
Source: RefSeq, a predicted model, not a curated record
AUGCGUAUUAGAAAAAUAGAUCCCCUUGUUCAACUCCAUCCUAAUGCUCUACCAACAUUUAUAUCUGUGAAAACUAUUAUGAAUCGUGUUAUUAAAUCAUUAAGACCUCCUUUGCCUCUUAUAAAUUCUGAUUACCGAUUAUACGGCAAUUAUAAGUUAAAACUAGAUAAUAAAACAUUUUUAAUUUGUAAUCAAAACAAUGAAUUAUUAAUAUUUUCUACACAUGAACUACUUGAAUGUCUCUGUAAUGCCGACCUAAUUUUUAUGGAUGGUAUAUUCUUUUCUCCUCCUAAAGCACUUAUAGAUUUUGAAAUGGGAGUACUUACAACACUCGAAGAAAUGUUUCCUACCAUUUCUGCCAAGAGGUGCUACUUUCACUAUUGUCAAUGUAUUUUAAGACGUAUACAGGGUGCAAUAUCUAUUUUGUUUUUAGAAUAUUAUGGAAUUGUUAAAUAUUUUAAUACUCCAUCACCAACUCACAUUCCUUUAUAUGGACAAUACCAUAAAUAUGAAUUGCCUCAAGAAAUCUUGGUUGGUCUUAAGAACGAUUCUCAUGAUGAAAACUCAUCUUUAGCCAUAAAUUUGUUGCUGCAAUUUUUAUUUAAAGAAUUGAAAGACACAGGGAGAAUUAAAAGAUGGAUUGUUAACAAGAUUUAUAUCGAACUACAAGAUCUCAUAACGACAUCAACCGUAGGAAAGAUUUUGAAAGAAAUCAGGGUCAAAGAUGUCAACCUAGGUUCCUACUUUCCUAUCAUACAAAAUCUGGAAAUCGAAAAGAUUGUAUUGGAUUCCAAUUACGAACAUAUAGAGGAACUGAAUAUCACCAUGCUUUUCGAAUACAAAGAUUCCAACGCUCCAGCCGUCCUACUAUCGUCUCCAUCGUCCCCUAUCCCUUCCACCACAUCUCAGCCACCUCCCGAAAAUAAACAAUAUUUAAACAGUUCAAAAUACGAUGAAAAAUCGAACAAAAUAAUCGAUGUCUCGCCGAAUUCUAACUUGGUUGAACUUGAUACCGCCGUUAAACAUAACCUGGCACCUUUCAAUGAUGAAAAUGCCAUGCAAAAUUUAGGGAUCUUGUCAAAUUCUUCUAAACUGACCAAAGCCAAUCCCCAAAAUAUUAUCGAAAUUCUCCCAGAAGGCAAAUGGGGGAAAGGGUUUAUCAUGACUUUGGACGCUGAUCUAUCACUCGUGGGCAGAGUUGCCGCCUCGCAAGUUACCAUAAACAUCGCAGAGCUGAGAGGGCCCGUGAGGCUGAGGUUCAGUCGUUUACCUUACACUCAUUGGUCCUUCAUGUUUUUAAAGGAUCCGCUUAUGAAUAUAAAUGUUGAUUGCAUUUUGCGAAAUAAGCAUUUGCCUCAAAUCGCGUCAAUAAUCGCUUCUCAAAUUAAAAAAUCCAUAAAGAAACGCCAUACCUUCCCUCAUUACAAAAUUAGAUUAAAACCCUUUUUUCACACAACCGGAUCUAGUCCCAUAAAUUCGCCGGAUCUCUCGACUUCUAAUCGGCAGUCCGAUAUAAAUCCGCCUGAAAUUAUCAAUGAAAACAUUAAAGUUGUCAGAGAAAACAGUGAGGUCAGUAAAGAGCAAGCCGAUACCGCUAAUUAUCCUCCGAAGCCCACGUCGAAUGUGUCUUCUAGUGGAGGUGGCAGAUUAUUCGGUAACCUUAAAACGAAACUUAUGGGCGGGGGAGUAAGAAGGAGGAACAAAGCUUUGACCAAAUCCAACGGGAUAAGCGUUAUCAACGAAGAAACAACGUCACUUUUAGAGUACAAUAGUAUCAUUAAUAAGGGCGAUUUAGACGAAUCGGUGAAUACUAAACUUGAUCAGGAUAAAGCCAAUAUCAGAGUCGAUAAUGAAAAUAUGCUAAGUGGUAAGAGUUUAUUAGUAGAACCUCGGUUUAUAGUUGCGGAAAAGGAUAAAGAAGAGAUUCAAAAGACACCAAUUCCUUUGAUAUUGCUAGGAAGACUGAACAUAAGCAUUAUAGAGGUGUGUAGACUUCUGCCAAAUUUGCCCGAAAACAGUUCUGUUUACUUGACUAUAUCAUUAGGUGAAAAAUCUUUGAAAAAUAUGAAUGAUGAUGCCAUGACCAAAUUUCGCGCCACACAUUGGAAGGCCUAUCACAAAUAUCUAGUCCGUAAUCUGGGGCAAACAUCUGGUUUUUUCUGUAAACAGCAAUUCGUGAUUGAAAAGGGGGAGAUGUGCAUUGUAAUAGACGGUGUUUUAGCCAAUUCGCCAGCACAAUUAAUUGAUUUAAGGAAGGGGGACGUGAUAAUAUCUUUAAACGGGCACAUUCCUUCCAACUCAAGACAAGCCAACAAAAUUAUUAAUCAAUUUUUUUACAACACCAAAAAUACCUCGAAACUUUCCAUUGUUGCCGAGCGAUACUCACCUCCCCCUCCAACCAAAAGGCCUGAUAAAUUAUUGCAAGUUAACUUUAGUCCUGUCGAUGAUUCAAAAAAAGCUAUUGGUGCUUUUAACAAUAAAAUAAUCGAUAUCAAAAUCCAACCUCCGAGUCCAAUGGUUUCCCAUAAUGAUAACGAUUUCACUUCCGAAAUGUACUUAAAAUCAUCAUCUUACAAUGCUUCUAAAUAUUACAAAACGGGGUUCAAUGUCAGAAAACUCAAAGGUUCAUCUUACUCCCUUAACAUCGUGGAUGGGAGUGUCGACGGUGAAAAUUUUGAGAAUAGGGAUCAAAUGUAUUUUGACGAUGAUACCAAUGAGUACGAAGACGCCGAUAUGGGCUCGGCCGUGAUUAGGGGUAAUUCCUUGGGUUAUCGGAGAUCACUUUCUUAUGGCGAUCUAUCAAAUUUUAGACCGUUUUGCAAUUCGGAGUCUGGACCUCAGUUAUCUUCGUCAUCCACCUCAUUCUAUAUUGGUAACGAAACUUAUCGUGAAAAUGAAGGAAAGGUCCCCAUCAGUGAAUUUGCUUUAGAAGAAUCGGAAGAGGAACAAAUCGAGACCAACUUUAUCAAAUCCGUCACCCCUCCCAAAUCUAAACCCGUAACCAUGCCUUUAAAAUUAGUCCAUAGUGCUACCAACCUUACCUCUCCUAACAUGCCCAAUUAUCCCAACAACGUCAAAAUUCCUCAUUUUCGAAAUCUUAAUAAUGAUAAUUUUAACCCUUCCUCGAUAAUAAACACCGCUUUAAUCUGCAAAGACAUUAAAGCACACGGCAAUUCAGGGUUUCAUAAAAGAGUACACAGUUUGCCUGAAAAUAUGGCCAACGCGCAAAGUUUUGAUUUACGCCUUGAUAACGGUGCCUUAAAUAUUAAUGCGCAUGACUUACCAGUGGAUAAGGGGGCAAAUAGAUUGCGUCAAGAUGUGGGUGUCGAUUCUCUCACCUUUCAUGAAAAAAAAACCGAUUAUUUGACUAAAAGUGAACAAAAUUAUCCCCCUUUUAUGAUGAAUUGGAGGGCCAUGUGUUCAAAGCCUAAUCAAUUUGCUUACCAUUUAUUAGAAUCUUCUAACACUCUAAAAUCGCAAAAUAUCGAUUACAAAACGGACAUCGAUUGGAAACCUAAUCAUUUCUCUUUUAACCUGUUCUACCCGGAUCUUGCUACGAAUAACAAUUCAGAAACUUUGAUACUAUUGAAAAAAUGUCAAAAUACUUAUCUCAAUAUUUGUGUGUGGUAUGAAACUCAACUUAACAACAAAAUUAUCAAAACUAUAGAUGAUAAAGCAAAAGGUAAAAACGUUGGACAGAAUAAUUUGGAGAUGACAGAUAACCAUUUUAAAAUGGACUCAGAUACCUACGUUAUUGGACAGUUGAGUUAUGAAAUGGAUCCUUCCACAUUUUUUGCCGAAUGUGCUCUACAAGAAAACGGGAAGGUAAAUAAAAGAUUAGAAAUUCAACCGCCCCUCGACUUGUCUCUCAAAAUUCCGGAUAUCUUUUUACCUUUAAAUAAUAAAUCAAGAUUUUACAGAACCAAUACUGGUCAGCAACCUCCCAUAUUCGAGUACAAAAGAUGUUACGGAGAUAUUCUAUUAUCCUUCGCCUUUCAAACACCUCCAUCUUCUGUUUCUUUGGAAGACGGAAAAAAUAUUAUAGACAUUUCAUCAAGUCGAUUUGAUGCCACGUUCAACCAACAACUUUGCCUCUACAAAUUUUGUAGAGAAAAUGAUUACAAUAGAACGGGAUAUUUGAUAAUGAAUAAUAAAUCUUUAAUCGAAGGUCAAGAAAAAUUUGAACUUCAGAAAGCGGUGCCACUUAAGAGUACGAAUGAACCCUUAUCCAUUCAAAACAUUGUCACUCCUACAACGUCCACAUCGGCUUACACCACCACUCAUCAAACUUCUGGAAACUAUCUGAGACACAAAGCUGCCGUCGGUGGCAAAAAACUCAUCAAAUUUGGCAUGGACUACAUUUACCAAAAAAAAGGUAAAUCGGCCAAUUUAACAAUGCAAGAUACCGGGAUAUUUAAUAGUGCAAUUAGUCCUGAAGCAAACAUUAUCGAGUUGGCUCAAGAUGCUGUUAUACUGAACAAUAUCUCGAAAAUUGAUGAUGGAUCACCAGAUGACCUCACUAAAUGGGAUGCAAAGUCUAUUUUACCCAUUAAUGAAUUAAAAGUCACCACUAUUCCCCCAACAUUUAAUGUGGAUACUCUAAUUUCACUCGUUCAUUCUUUCGUUUUGAAACAAUUUCCUAAAGGCACCUUAUGUCAAUAUUGCGGAAAAAAGAUUUGGCUAAAAAUGGCCUUUUGUUGUUCCAAAUGCUCUAUGAUAUGUCAUAAGAAGUGCCUAAUCAGAUGUCAAAACGGUACUUUGUGUUCAAAAAAUGCUUCUACAGGGAACAUGAUUUUAGGGGACAAUAUUAUUGACGGUUCUCAUGAUUCAGACGUGCUUAUAAAGACUGAACCGCCAAAGCGUCCACCUCCCCCCGGAAUUAAUAAUGCAAACAAAUUAUAUAGCCAUUUAAGCCUUACACCUAGAAUAAUAAAAUCUACACAUAGUUACGAAGCAAUUAACACAGAUAAUACUAAUUUUAAUGACACUAAAAUGUCUAAAAGUACUUUAACCAUAGAUGACCUAUACAAAGAAGGGGGCCGUGACAUUAGGCGGAGAAAAUCAAAUUCUGACGAAAAAAUUGUUGAUCAAAAUAUCGUAAAAGAUCUCAAAGCAUUCCCGACAUACAAUUUUAAUUUGGAUAACUUUGAACCGAAAUGUGUCGACCAAAAUUACCAGACACACGAUUUUGAGAAGGCAGGCAGUGAUAAGGAUAAAGAAGCAAUUUUAAUUGAAGAAGCCAAAAGACUAGGACGCGAAAUGCUACUUCAUUUAGAAAUUGACGAAAGAAAAGAAAGAUUGAAGAGCAUGUUAGAUGACAUAAAGCGCGAAAUGGAAGAUGAACUUAACACAAAAACCGAACUCUUGAUGCAAAAGCACGAUAUGCUUCACGAUAUUAAUAUACCUCAACCUACCAGAAGUAUGAUGAGACUAAAGAGGAGGCAGCGGUCAGGAGAUAAAAUUGGAGGUAAAGAGAGCAGGAACGAAAUUUUCGAGCAAAUCGCCGAUAUACAAAAAAUGUUGACUAAUUGCGAAAAUAGAUUGGAAUCACUGAGUUUCAUAAUGCUUCAAUAUUCGUCGGCCCUUGAGAAUUGUGACUUAAAAGAACAAAAAACCAAAUCCCAAACUCCAUUGAAAGUUUUGGAAUAAAAACUAGGAAUGAGUUAAAUAACAUUCUUCAUUUUAUAAUUAUCUAAUAAAACUUAUCAAACGUCGUUAUUAUAAAAAGUAAAUUAAUAA